AUGAUCUCGCCAAUCGUCAGUGCCACUGUCCAGGCGACCGUCAUCGCUGCAGUCUCCAAUCAGCAGACACCCUCGAAUUUCUCAGCAUCAGACUUCCUGCGCUUCCUCAUCUUCACCCUACUCACCGCGCCACCCAACUACCUCUGGCAACAUGCUCUCGAACGCGCCUUUCCAGGCCACAAACCCCUGGUUCCCAAGAAAGCAAUACUGCCGCACUACAGGGUCCGCGAGCAUGAUGGUCUGCUAGGCGAAGACGGCAUACCGCAAGAGGAUGAACCAGAGACGAAAUUGGACUGGAAAAACACAACGAUCAAAUGGUUCGUAGACUGCAUGACGCUGGGAGCAUUGCUCAACGUAGGUGCCUUCAUCAUCCUCAUGGCCAUCAUGAAAGGAAGAUCAAUGCAUGACAUUGCAUCUGCAUUGCGAACGNGUAUGUUUACUCGUCCCUUUCGCCUGCUGUGCAUCAACUGCAUGGCCGCCUUCACUAUUCUGCUGGGACCUGACUACAACCACUUUUCUCCGCAGGAUCUUUUCCCCAUCAUCUAUGCUAGUUACAAGAUUUGGCCCCUGGCCUCGGUCAUCAACUUUGCUUUGGUUCCAGUUGAGAGACGCAUCGUUUUCCUAAGUUUGGUUGGCCUUGUCUGGGGCAUUUUUCUCAGCUUGACAGCUGCGAAACAGUGA
Molecule: messenger RNA, 681 nt
Organism: Aureobasidium uvarum
Lineage: Eukaryota; Fungi; Ascomycota; Dothideomycetes; Dothideales; Saccotheciaceae
Source: the annotation of a GenBank genome assembly